AUGGUUGACAUUGCAUCUAUAUCAACGAAAGAAAUACAAACUUUGAAACACUUUGCAUUUGUUUGGCUCGAUUCAAAUGCUAAACAAAGUGAUCGGAUUCAAACAGUUAUACAAAACUUAGAGCAAAAUCAUAUCGAUAUUACUUCGAUCAUUGAUUGCGUUCAAUUUCAACAGUGGUUCGAAUCGUACAAGUCACAGAAACAGAUUAUUCUUAUUCUGUCUAAUAAGUUUCGAAAUAAAAUUAUACCAAAAUUUCACGAAUCACAAUCCAUCAUUGUCAGUUCUGACAAAAACGAGCUCAUAAAACAAAUAUCGAGAAAUUUGACGGAUUCGGCAAUGAUGGGCAGACCGAAAUCUGAUAAGGUGGCUAUAAAACGAUCACAUGAUUGUACUUACAUAUCUGAAAUAGAGAAUCCGUGGAGGAAGCGUACACAAAUUGAGCCAGCUUGUCUCACUACUUUUCAAUUUGUUCUUAUCGACUUGUUGACACGUUUCAAUAAACGAGCCUCGGCCAUGUUAGAUUGUUUGUGUUUAUUGAUGAAAGAUUCAAUAAUCAUUAAAGCCCAUGCUUCAAUUCUCGAUUUAAAGCAUCUGCCUAAUAAGACCACGAUAUUCUUUGUAAGUAGUGAGUGUGCUGCUGAAAUGGCAGGCGAACUAGAACAUGGUGAACCAAUUUUCAUAUUAGAAAAUGAUAAAAACAAAGUCGAUUAUCGAAAACGAUUCGAUAAUGAUGAAGAUCUCAUCUUCCAAUUGGCAGAUGAAAUAUAUCGAUGUUGUAAAAAAGAAUCAAUGGAAUUGUUAGAAUCUGACCAAUCAUCAUUAGCGGAAGAAAAGAAUGCAGUAGCUAAUCAAAUCCAUGUCGAAUUGAAAAAAGCAUACAAAUCAGUGUCUACAAAUGAAACCGUACCAUUUAAUGGCACAACAAUACUCGUCUCAGUCAUAUCAAAAUUAGCCUGA
Molecule: messenger RNA, 957 nt
Organism: Rotaria socialis
Lineage: Eukaryota; Metazoa; Rotifera; Eurotatoria; Philodinida; Philodinidae
Source: the annotation of a GenBank genome assembly